Crotalus tigris (Tiger rattlesnake) is the source of this 7620-nucleotide messenger RNA. It is a transcript of the gene AMPD3, whose product is annotated as adenosine monophosphate deaminase 3. Gene Ontology annotation, cellular component: cytosol. Lineage: Eukaryota; Metazoa; Chordata; Lepidosauria; Squamata; Viperidae. The transcript has 16 exons. The record is from RefSeq and is a predicted model, not a curated record. Gene Ontology annotation, biological process: IMP salvage; AMP metabolic process. Bases 1924 to 4377 code for a protein of 817 amino acids. Gene Ontology annotation, molecular function: AMP deaminase activity.
CAAUGCUUGUAUUCAUAUAUCACAUUAAAUCAAAUCAAAACAAAUUACAUUAUGUGUUAAAGUGAUCUGUGACUCCAGUAAGUCUCACAUUUGCUGUUUCUGUUCUAAUGUGUGGCAAUGCUGUCACUUUGUUCCUAUGAGAUUUAUUUUACAUAUUCAGUGACCAUUUAUGUUUCCUCAUUAAUUCAUUUUUUCAACUUGACAAUACUGAUGCCAGGAAGUCGCUUUGGCAUAAAGAAAUGGUGACAUAAAACCAUAAAAUAUAUUUCUUUGGGAUUGAUGAGCAGAAGGAUAAAUUAGCUUGGAUGAAAUACAGCCUGAGCAAAAACAAUAAUUUACAAUGAAUAUAUUAAUCUUAAUGAAGCAGAUAUGUGCCCAGAUAUCUAUUUAUUAACAAGAUACAGACUGAUGCCCAUUACCUACUUAGUCUUCACAUUAAGUUUUCUCUUAACAUGGUUAUUCAGGUUCUCAUGUCUUUUUAAAGAUCUUUUAGUUCACUGGGAUGCAAUUCAUAUCAGAAUAUAACGAAUAUGUUCUUUCUUUCUCUCGUCUUACAUCACAAUAUCUUGACUGUGACUUCCUUCCAUAGAGCUGGAAGUUGUAUUUUAUUUCUAAAUUGGAGAUGCUUGGAUUAAGCCUACUUACAAUGAAGUAGCCUGAAUUUUUACCAAUGAAAAGGCACUAUGCAGUUAAUCCACUUUCUUCUUCUUAAAUGUUUUCAAUAAAAUAAAAAAGACAAAAGCCCCAGCAGAAAAAUAUGGGACAAUUGUGAAUAGAAAACAAUUCUUGAAUGCGGCAAGGCAAUUGUAUAAAAAGUCCAAAUAACUGUCUUGCCAUUUAUAGAAUAUGGCCCUCUGACUAAGUUCUUAGGCUUCAACAUGUUUGUUUGUUUGUUUUUGUUUAUUAAAUUUAUAGGUCUCCCAUCUCACUAUCCAAAGUUGACUCUGGGCAACUUACCAUUCAUGUUAUUAAACUUUGAGCACUACUAUUUUGGAUUUAUCUGGAUACCCAGAUAAAACAAUACUUUCUCCCUUUGCAAUACAGAAUUAGCAUUCUACGUCUUCAGAUCCUGGUUACUGUCAUCACAUUACCUUCAUAUAUUCAUACCACGAAUUAAUCUUCUUGACCUUGACCUCUCCUUCCUCACAGCAACAAUCCUGGGGCACACCUAUAUCAACCACCCCAAAGAGGCACGUUUAAAUCCCACUGUUUUCGAGGGAAGGAAGAGCUAUGCAGCCGUUUGCAUCUCUCCAGACGCAAAUUAGCGGUACUUAAAAUUGUGACACUACGCCGGGAUGGUCCACUAUACUUCAUCACUGUUUCUUUUUUCCCUAAUGUUGUGAAUGAGCUUGAACUACUGCAGUUACCGCUUUACUGCAGAAAGAAGCCGCCUCAGAUUCCGGACUUCCCUCCGAGAGCCGCUUUUAGGCCAGGAACCAGCCUUCUUCCUUCCCGACAUCUCCUGCGGCUGGUCAGCAUUUUUGCUGAAGGGCCGCCGCGAGGCGCGCACCGGAGCCUUCCCGCGAUAACCUGCAGCCGGGCUGCGCUUUAACUCGAGAAAAGAGGCGCCUUUGCCAAGACUCCUGCAAGGCGUGUCGCCGCCGCCGCGCCCCAGCGCUCUUCUCUUGCCUUUCCACCAGGGGGAGACUGAGCCGGCUCGCAGACGCGCCCCUUCUUUUUCUUCUUGGAAGUUUCCUCUUUAACACGCCGGAUUCAAGGAGAACAGCUCCGGCCGGCGUCCCAGGGAAAGGCGAACCCAGCCCUCUCCUCCUCGAUUCGAGGUAGACGGGCUCGCCUUGAGAGAGAACGGCCGAGGGCACCGCCGACUGAGGUAGAGGCUGCGUACGCUCGUCCUGCCGCCCGGUACCGCGCAUUGUGACCCUGGAGAGAGAGAGCGAGAGAGCAGGGCUUGGUGGACUUUCAAUGCCGGCAGAGGCGGUCCAGCCCCGGCAGAGCAACGAAGGGAAACAGAGGGGGACGAGCAGGCCGGCCGGCUGGUGUGAAAGCUCCUUGCCCAGCAGCCGAAAGCAGCCCGGUUCCGCCAGCUCCACCAUGACUGCUCCUGGGACGCUAGCAGAAAUGCCCAGACAAUUCACAAAGUUAAACAUGUCUGAAGUUGAUGAAUCUGUGCGAAUCUUAGCUGAAAAGGUUUUUGCCAAGGUUCUUCGAGAGGAAGAUAGCAAAGAUGCCUUGUCUCUUUUCACCGUGCCUGAAGAUUGUCCAAUCGGGCAGCAAGAGGCCAAAGAAAGAGAACUUCAGAAGGAAUUGGCAGAACAGCAAUCUUUGGAAACUACCAAAAGGAAGAAAAGUUUCAAGAUGAUUCGAUCCCAGUCCUUGUCAUUACAAAUUCCAUUGCAAGACUGGAAACCUCCAUCAGCUACUCCAGCUGUGUCUCCUCCUACUCCAGUUCUUCCAGGUGCCUUUCAAGCUAUCCAAGGGACAUAUGAUGUACCAGAAUUUCAAAGAGUUACAAUUAGUGGGGAUUACUGUGCUGGGGUUACAGUUGAUGAUUAUGAACAAGCUGCCAGAAAUUUAGCAAAAGCUUUACUUAUUCGAGAGAAGUAUUGCCGCUUUGCUUAUCAUCGUUUCCCAAGGACAACAGCACAAUAUUUAUGCAGUAUGAAAAAUGAAAAGUGGAAAAUUGAAGAUGAAAUACUUCCAGAUUUCCAUCCACCACCAAAGGAACUACAGGAUCCUUACAAUCUUGAUGAUUCUCCAGGGAACUUGGAUUAUGUUGUAAAGAUGAAGGAAGGCAUCUUUUUAGUUUUUGAAAAUAAAGACAUGAUGGAACUUAAUGAACCACGAAGUUUGCCUUAUCCUGAUCUACAGACCUACACUCUUGACCUCAGCCAUGUACUGGCUCUUAUUGCCAGUGGCCCAACGAAAACAUAUUGCCACAAGCGGCUUAACUUUCUAGGAUCUAAGUUUGGUUUACAUGAAAUGCUAAAUGAGAUGUCUGAACUAAAAGAACUGAAGAGUAACCCUCAUCGAGAUUUUUACAAUGUAAGAAAGGUUGAUACCCAUAUCCAUGCUGCUGCUUGCAUGAAUCAGAAACAUCUGCUGAGGUUCAUUAAGCAUACUUAUCAAACUGAACCCAACAGGAUAGUUGGGGAAAGAAAAGACAAGAAGCUGACUUUGAAGCAGGUGUUUGAAAGCCUACACAUGGAUCCCUAUGACUUCACUGUAGACUCACUAGAUGUCCAUGCAGAUCGCCAGACAUUUCACCGGUUUGAUAAAUUUAACUCCAAAUAUAACCCAGUUGGUGCAAGUGAGUUGAGGGACUUGUACUUGAAAACAGAAAACUACCUUGGUGGUGAAUAUUUUGCUCGGAUGGUGAAGGAAGUUGCCCGUGAACUAGAAGAAAGUAAAUACCAGUACACAGAACCUCGGCUGUCUAUUUAUGGGCGUUCUGCAGAUGAGUGGCAGAAUUUGGCUAAGUGGUUCAUAAGGCACAAAAUUUAUUCACCUCAUAUGCGCUGGAUUAUUCAGGUCCCAAGAAUCUAUGAUAUAUUUAGGACAAAAAAUAUUUUGCCUAACUUUGGGAAAAUGCUGGAAAACAUAUUCUUACCUCUGUUUGAAGCAACCAUCAACCCCUUGGAUCAUAAAGAAUUACAUCUUUUUCUUAAAUUUGUGACAGGGUUUGAUAGUGUGGAUGAUGAAUCAAAACACAGUGAUCACAUGUUCUCUGAAAGGAGCCCCCAUCCUGAUAUUUGGACUAGCGAAAAAAAUCCUCCAUAUAGCUAUUAUUUGUAUUAUAUGUACGCAAACAUCAUGGUUCUCAACAACCUUAGAAAGGAGAGAGGCAUGAGCACCUUCUUGUUUCGACCUCAUUGUGGAGAAGCUGGAUCUAUAACUCACCUGGUAUCCGCUUUUCUAACUGCAGACAAUAUUUCCCAUGGAUUGCUCCUGAAGAAGAGUCCAGUUCUCCAGUAUCUUUAUUAUCUUGCACAAAUCCCCAUUGCCAUGUCUCCUCUUAGCAACAACAGCUUAUUCCUGGAGUAUUCAAAAAACCCAUUGCGAGAAUUCUUGCACAAGGGACUGCAUGUUUCUCUGUCCACAGAUGACCCCAUGCAAUUCCACUAUACCAAGGAAGCACUGAUGGAGGAAUAUGCCAUAGCAGCCCAAGUUUGGAAACUGAGUACUUGUGACCUGUGUGAAAUUGCAAGAAAUAGUGUACUACAAAGCGGCUUGUCACACAAGGAAAAACAGAAGUGUAUAGGUCUAAAUUACUGUGCUGAAGGCCCAGAAGGAAAUGAUAUUAGAAAGACAAAUGUUGCACAGAUUCGAAUGGCUUACAGAUAUGAGACUUUAUGCAAUGAACUGAGUUUUCUGUCUGAUGCGAUGAAGACAGAAGAGAUUACAGAACUGUCAAAAUAGCCACAACUAAGCCUGAACAAAAGAGAGAAUGUAAGCUUUUGCAGGACAGAAAGUCAUCUGAUCAUCAGAAUUCUUAAGUUACAUCAGAAUCGCUACAAAACCAGUUUCUGCAAGUGCUUACCUUAAAUAGGAUUGCUAUAGUUGCCAAGAUGCAGGCUUCUAGCUAUUUGAUUUAAUGCACAUUCUAACUCUAGUCAUUAUAGGUUUGCAUCACAAGAUACAUAAAGUUCUGCUUUGAAAAAAGUGACACGGGACAGUAAUUUUUGGUAGCACACAUGGACCAGUUUUCUCACAAUUUUUCUCAUAUUGGAUUGAUGGCACUUUAAACUUUAACUUCUGUUUAGAUUUCAGAUGUCUGAUUGUACAGAGUACUGUAGUGUCCGUUAGUUAACAAAGACCAUCCUGAAUUUAGAAACUAAAAUCUAAUAUAACCAAAAAUCAGCACAUUGCUCCUAGAUGUUUAGUGGACAUACUUGGCUUUUCUAGAUGGGCCCUUUAAUUGAAGAGUAAUUUAAUAUGGUAAUUUCCUGAGGCAUCAAGAUAUAAGCCAGAUACCUGAAAAAUGCAAACCAGCUGUUGAUAUAUCCACCAGGAUUUGCUACGUGAUCCAGUGGAGCUUUUUCAGUUCAACACAUCCAUAUCAACUUUCCACUUUAUUCACCAUUAUGAGACUUGUUCUACCCCCUUGAUUUUUUUCAGUUAAGAACUUUCUUAUCUAUGAAUCGGGAGGCAUAUUUGUUUGCAAAAAUAUGUAUUCAUGCACAUUAGAAUAUUAAGACUGGUUACAUUCACACUUUUCAUUAAACUGAGGUUUAUUUUAACCCUUGUUGAAUAAGCCACAGUAACAUUGGCACAUAGUGCUAGGUUUUAAAGCAUGGUAAUUUACUCUUACAUCAGCAAGAUUUAUUAAUCUUGUUAAACGAAACAAAUCCAAUCAUCAUUUAGUAUAAUGUGAGGUGUGAAUAAAGAUGACAUAUGCAUAGACUUAAACUGCAUUUUGUAGUUUGUAUGAAACACACUAAAAAUGGGAAGUUUGAUAGCUUAAUAUGCCACUACUUCAUUGCUAUGAUGUAAAAGUGUGGGAACUGGAAUUUAAUGAAUUAUCACAUGGGUGUCAAACUCGAUUGCAUCACGUGACAUAUCAUGACGUUUUUUCUUUUGUGGAGCCCGGGUGAGGUAUCCGGCCUGUGGGCCACCAGUUUGAUAGCCCUGAUUUAUCAACUGCUGUAGGUAGGGUCAAAGUUAUAUGGAGUUUAUUUUGAAUAUGUAAACUUAAAAAUGAACUAUUAGAGGCAGUUUCUGAGUUCUGAAAAGCAGUUAUAUGUAAUUACUAUUAAUGGUAGUAGUUAUAUAACAUGUCACUUAUUAGCCAUUUGAAAUAAAAUGAUAAUUCUGAAAAGGGGAGAUAGAAAGUAAAAUUUGUCACAAAUUCUGAACUUCUUAGGAAAAAAAGGGAUAACAAUUUUCUCUCCUUGCACUUAUGCUUCUAAUUUAAAUAUUACCGUAGUCUGGAAAAAAAGUUGUACAAAAAGUUUUAGUGCAAAUAUAUAAUUGUGGUUGGGAAGAUAUUUCAAUUUCAUAAAUGCAAAGUUAUUUUCAUUUGUUUCUAUCCAGAAGAAUGACUAUCCAAUCCAGGUUUACUUCACAUCUGACCAAAUUUAGCUCUCCUAAUCCAAUAAAUGCAAAUUGUUCACAGAAACAGAGGCUCAGGAAUCUUUCCACAAAAUAAUUAUAAAGGCAGCUCCCAUAUUUGGAAUUUAGCAUUCUAUUCUGGGAUACUGUGGCAGAUGAACAGAUACUAUCAGCUUUGACCAAAGAUGACCAUGACAAAUUACAUUUAUCUUUGUUGGCUAAUAACAAUUUUAGAACUUGACCUUAUAGCCAAGGUUAUCAAUGCUUGACAGAUAAUCUAAAUUUCAUUUGAAAAAAUUAUCUAUUUUGUUAUUAGAAAAAUCUCCAUAAUGUAAUUAAAGAACAUAACCAAAAGUUUGUUUCUUUCAGUAUUUUGUGUUUUCCUUUUAUACUAGCUAUUAUGCACAUUAAAUUGAAAAUCUUUUAAAAAUUUAUUGUUAUUAAUUGCAACCACUGCUUGUUUCCCUCUCAAUAUUAGCUGUACUUAGUGGAGCAGAGAUAGCAGGCUUUUCAAAGAAGGAAAUCUUGGAUUCCAUAUUGUUUUUGUUUUAAGUUUUUACAAAAAUUUGUAAAGAAAUCACUGCUCUGUUAAAAAGCAGUUUAAACCACACUCACUAUGGCAAAGUAUUAUGCAGCUAUAAUGGUUGUACAACAGGAAUGGCUAAUUCUAACCACACAGCAAUCCUGUGUUUUCAAUAUGCUAAGCCCUACAGCUGGCAAAGCCUCCAGUAUCUGCUCUGGACAUGGACAGUUGCUAUGGAAGCUGUUCGAACUAUCUUCGUUUACCUGCACAGCUAAUUCAAAUAAAACACAGGUUCUGUGUAUGUGCAUUUAUGUAAAGACAGCUAAAAGCAAUUAUGAAUAACGUAAGUGGAAAAGACAUAGCUGCUUUAAUAAGUUGAGAUGAUAUGCUCAAUAGGCACUCCUGCAUAUUUGGAAAUAACUUACUUGAAAAUUCUAGUAAGCACAGAUAUGGUUUCUUAUUGAGAUGUAUUAAUGAGCCUUAAAGUAAAUUUACAAGGGUUUAAAAUUGCACUAUUGCAAGUUCUUGAAAUAUUUUGGUAAGCUAUAUUCCAUAAUUGUGGUACCUUCUUUCUUGAAUUAUAACUGAAGGCCAGAUAUUUUCUCAAAGGGAAUUACCUACUAUACUUUUUUGAUGAUGUAGACUUUUAUGGGUGAAAGUUUAACUGUCAAUUUUGUUUACUUGCAUUAUUUUAUAUAAUUAAAAUAACUAUUGUUUGUACAUGAAACUUUUGGAUGCUAGAAUGCUAACAUGAACUGAUUAGUAUUCAAAUAAAUCCUUCCUAGUUUAAGAUGGAUUAUGGGAGUUAUGUCCAGCUUGAACGAGAAAAAUGGUUUGAGUUAUUCAUGUACAGUAUGUAUUUUGUUGUGUAAAAUAUUCAGAGAUAUUUAUAGCAUGAAGCUUAAUAAAUGGAAAUGUUAAACAUUUAUACAUAUAUUGAUGUUUGCCCUAUUCCAUAACCCUAAAUGAAGUCAAUUUUGAUUAUUACUGUCAUACUUAUUACUGUGUUACAAGUACGAAGCUCACUAACCCACAAACUCUAUGUAGGACAAAGAUAAAAUAAAAAACAACAAUACUACUAUAAGGAA